AUGAGCACGCAAGGUCGACUCAAGCGACACUUCCCGGGCUCCGCCGUGUCGAUUCCAUUGGCCGUGUUCAACGACCCCGACCUUCAUUUCUCCUUGGCAGAUGCACUUGCCAGGAUGGGCAUCGAAGAAGUCAGAGACAUGAAGCCCAUGGUGAAAAAAGCUAGCCAAAUGCAUAUUGAAGAACGAGACACUACCAAUCCGGCUAUUGUCACCGAUUUCUUGACCACUAUCCUCUGCGCACUCGGGGAGCGCGUCCAGGUCCCGGUCCUCGAAAAAAACACGCGGGAACAAGUGAGCUGGAGAAACGCCCGUAUGCCCUGGAGACGAUCGCCCCUGUGGUUGCUUGCUCGCAUCACCAUCCACACCAUUUGUUCUCGCGCGGGUGAGACGCACGUCUACAAGCAGUUCAUGGUCUUCUUUAUGUCCUCGCUAUUGGACGUCGCAGUGUCCUUGGAAAUGCCAUGCGAGACUCUCUACUGCAUGGUGGCAAAGAUAUCCGGAAGGCUGAAGAAGCUUGGAAACGAUGCGCGGGAUUGUUUGCGCGGCCGUGUGGGAACGGCAAUGUCGACCGCCGCCCAGCGCAUCGAAGCAUCCUGGAAGAAGGCAUCCCAAGUCUUGGAUGCGACCUUGUCGAUGCGCGAAACUUCGCAGUUCUGGCGCAAAGAUCAAUACGGCUCAUACCCGAACAUGGAAGCCUUUAUAAACUCCAUUGAUUCACGCGACACUGAUGCAGCUAGCUUGGACUUCAAGCCCUCUUGGUCUGUGCCAAGGCAUCAGGAAUCAGAACUCCCCAAGGCCCUUUUUUCUGGGAAAGAUCAAGAGGCUGCUUUUCAGCUAUUAGCAUUUGAGAGAUGGGUUUCUACAUGCUUGGAUCAUUGGCUCGAAAUGAACAUCGAUGCCAACGAAACUCCAGGCAGGCUGCUGGAUGUGAUCAAAAUUUACCACCAGAAAGCAGCAGCAAGUUAUGCUCGAAACCCCGAAGCCACCUCUUUGAUGCUUUUGACCAUUAUGGAGCUCUGGGUUGCGUGCGAUAAGUCGGCGUGUAAGGUACACGGACUGCUACAAAAGUAUGCUCAUGAAAUCCCCGGCGAAGUGCUCCAAUCUCUCAUAUUACCUUUCAAGAGAGACAUGGAGCGCCUUCGGUGCAUCGAAAACUAUUUGGAGGAGCGCAAGCUCAUGGCGUCGGAGCGAAACCCGUCUAUCUUCUCAAGCUUUGGCGAGAGUAACUCGUUCGCCGUUCAGUUCUUUCAAAACUCAGCUGAACAUGGAAAUCUGAAAAAAGAUAUCGAAACUUGGGCAGAGGCUGAAAGAAAGAGAAAGCGUGAAGAGUUCCGAACCAAGCUUCAAGCCUACGAGUCCCACACAGCCAAGGCCGCAGGACGACAGCAUGAGUACUUUGCAAGAGUCAACUAUAAAACAGGGCAUGAGUACCAAGUUCACUCUCGAUACUGCCAGCGCUGCUAUCAUAAAAAAGAGGCCAAAAAUCUCACCAUCGAGGUGCAUGAAUGGCCGCUUCCAUCCGAUGAUCUCGCAGCACAAAAUGUGGUCUUCGAGUUGAAAGUACCCACGGCUAUCGAGCGUUGGCGAGACGCCGCUGCGUACAUGAUCUCGUCUGUUUUGAAGUCUACCAGCAGACAUUCCUAUGAGAUGGGCAAAGAAGAUGCUCUGUCCGACUACCUAGCACAGUACUAUUACUGUCAGAAGUCGAAGCGUUUUGGGCUGGUUUCGACAACCAAGUCUCAUCGCCGGACGCAUCGAAAACUCAAAACGCUCGGAACCGCGUCGGAGGGCGAAGUCCUUCUCAAGUCUGGGUUGAAAUUCCGCUAUUAUGACAACGUCUUGUGCCCAUGCAGCAGCCUGCGACCAUUUAUGUUCCGCCCGCCCGAGUCUCCAAAUGGCAAAUCAGCGAACCACAUCAUCUCGCAGCAGUCAGAAUGCCCAGAGCACCUGUCAUUGGAAGAGUUCAGGGCCAUGGCGGCUUUGCCUUGCGGCUACAGAGUGCAGUGGUUGAACAUACUCACGCAGCUUCGCAUGCCCGUGCUCAACUUUACCAACAAGGACGUUCUUCAGAUUCUUUUGCAGGUUAGCAGACAAGUUGGACCUCCGGAAGACAGUGUAUACAGAGCCGGGCAUCAGUUUCCCAGUCGCGAAAACUUCGCCAUCGCAUGUGUGGAAGGACUCGAGGCCGCUCUUGACAAGAUGAAGGAGAACUGGGAGUCAUACCAUGCUUUCUUCGGCGCUGGAUGGCUCUUUUACAGGAGAAAGUGA
This is a messenger RNA of Cordyceps fumosorosea ARSEF 2679, 2268 nucleotides long. RefSeq lists its product as hypothetical. The coding region runs from base 1 to 2268 and encodes 755 amino acids. The transcript has 3 exons. NCBI's taxonomy places the organism in Eukaryota, Fungi, Ascomycota, Sordariomycetes, Hypocreales, Cordycipitaceae. The record is from RefSeq and is a predicted model, not a curated record.